AUUGCCAGCUGUUCAAAAAAUUUUGACGUAACAUAUGUGACUGACAUUUCGUGGUCACAAAUUUAGCAGUUUUUUAAAUAGCGUCAGGAAUGCAAAUCAGAAGAGUAAACACGAAUUACUCUGGUUGCAAAUUUUGGACGCUAAUGCUCGCGCGAUAAGAGAAACAUGAGUGACAGUAAAGAAACAUUGAGUUCGUUUGUGGACAAAUCGGCGAAAACCACCGACUUUGACAAAGUCCUAGGCCGCAACAUUCUGGUGGCCCCAACCGAGGAGCAGUUCGAGUUGCUACUCCAGCGGCUGAAGCAGCAGCUGGGCGAAGGCCGGGGCGAAGUCAUUCUGGAGAUUGGGGGCUCGGAGGACGGGAGCGAAAACGGCCUGCUUGAGGACGAGCUGGAGGCGGCUGUCGCGACCCUGCAGUCCUUGGCCACUACUUUAGAAUGCAGUUGUGUUAAGUUGAGGGAGCGGAAGGACGUCAGAGGGAUCAUAGCCCAGUAUUUGAUCCGGCGGGUCUUAGGGCAGUCAGACUUUUUGGAGAUUCGUGUGGCCGUGGUCGGUAAUGUAGAUGCCGGUAAAUCGACGCUGUUGGGUGUCCUCACCCAUGGGGAGCUGGACAAUGGGCGAGGGCACGCGAGACAGAAGCUCUUCAGGCAUAAGCACGAGAUGGAGUCGGGACGGACGAGUUCUGUUGGCAACGAUAUUCUGGGUUUCGACGAAGAGGGCAAUGUGGUGAAUAAGCCAGAGCAUGGAGCGCUCGAUUGGGUGAAAAUCUGCGAGAAGAGCUCAAAGGUGAUAACAUUUAUCGAUUUGGCGGGACAUGAGCGUUAUUUGAAGACUACGGUGUUUGGUAUGACUGGGCAUGCGCCCGAUUUUGGGAUGUUGAUGGUGGGUGCGAAUGCUGGUAUUAUUGGCAUGACUAAGGAGCAUCUAGGAUUGGCUCUGGCACUGUCAGUUCCUGUGUUUGUGGUGGUUACGAAAAUUGAUAUGUGUCCGGCUAAUGUGCUACAAGACAAUUUGAAAAUGUUGAUCAAGAUUUUAAAAUCGCCAGGUUGUCGAAAGGUCCCUGUGAUGGUUAAAACGACCGAUGAUGUCAUCUUAAGUGCUACCAACUUCGUAUCAGAACGCCUGUGCCCCAUUUUUCAAGUCUCCAACGUUUCCGGAGAAAAUCUGGAAUUAUUAAAGACAUUUCUUAAUUUAUUGACCACAAGAAUGGAAUAUCACGAGAACGAACCAGCGGAGUUCCAAAUUGACGACACUUACUCAGUUCCGGGUGUCGGAACUGUGGUUUCAGGAACCACACUGAAAGGAGUGAUUCGUUUAAAUGACACCUUGAUGUUAGGCCCAGAUCCCUUGGGCCACUUCCAACAAAUCGCCGUUAAAAGUAUUCAUAGGAAACGAAUGGCCGUUAAGGAAGUGCGUGCGGGCCAGACGGCGAGUUUCGCGUUAAAAAAAAUUAAACGAUCUCAAAUUCGUAAAGGCAUGGUCAUGGUUUCCCCCUCUCUAAACCCGCAAGCUUGCUGGGAAUUCGAGGGCGAAAUUCUCGUCUUGCAUCACCCCACCACUAUCAGUUCACGUUAUCAAGCCAUGGUUCAUUGCGGAAGCAUCCGACAAACUGCGAGUAUCGUCCGAAUGUCUAAAGAUUGUCUCAGAACAGGCGAUAAAGCAAUAAUUCACUUCCGUUUUAUCAAACACCCGGAGUACAUGACUCCGGGUCAAAGAAUGGUGUUCCGUGAAGGUCGCACUAAAGCAGUUGGCAACAUUGUGCGAAUUAUAACGCAAACAACGCCCACGCAUCCCAAUACAAGGACGAAACAAAACAAGCAACAAAGAUACGGCGGGGGAAACACACAAACCAACCACGUGACCAAAAACGUUCAGUCCGGUUUACAAGAGUUUUCAGAGAUUGGUACCGCCGUUGGGGAGACAACGUUUGAGGGAAGUACCGAUAAGCGUGAGCACAGUGGCCAAAAAUCCGGCUCGAGGAAAGGUCGAGGUAGGCGCGGAGGUCGUGGUAAAAACAAUAAUGCCAACUCAAACACCGCAAAACCUCUCACUGAGACUAACAUCAAUUCGAUUUCAAACCUCAAUUCGACAAAAGUGCAAUAAUCGCGCAAAUUCUUUCGUUUUUAACUAAGUCCGAGUGAGAAAAAGGCAGAAAUAAAGUAAUUUAUUUUA
This is a messenger RNA of Tribolium castaneum (red flour beetle), 2172 nucleotides long. RefSeq names its product Dgp-1 (gene GTPBP1). Gene Ontology annotation, biological process: translational elongation. The transcript has 11 exons. The coding region runs from base 166 to 2103 and encodes 645 amino acids. Lineage: Eukaryota; Metazoa; Arthropoda; Insecta; Coleoptera; Tenebrionidae. Gene Ontology annotation, molecular function: translation elongation factor activity; GTPase activity; GTP binding. The record is from RefSeq and is a predicted model, not a curated record.